This is a messenger RNA of Equus quagga, 1366 nucleotides long. RefSeq names its product GVQW motif containing 3 (gene GVQW3). The record is from RefSeq and is a predicted model, not a curated record. Bases 531 to 1163 code for a protein of 210 amino acids. The transcript has a single exon. Lineage: Eukaryota; Metazoa; Chordata; Mammalia; Perissodactyla; Equidae.
UGGGAGGCAAUUGCGCAUGCGGGCGUGUGUCCCGGGACUCGGGAGCAGGCGAGCCCCGGGCCGCUCCGGUAGGUUGGGCGUGCGCGGGUUUCUGCGGCUCUGGGACGAGCUUGCACGUUACAUCACCAGUGCAUCUCUCCUUGCUUGGUUACGUUGCCACCACUUAGGCCUCCAUGGCAGAAAUCGCCGUAGACUCUUAAGGGCCUCGGAAUCGGGACGACCUUGGUGACUGAUUUGCACACUCCCGGCAGAUCUGCGUGCAGGAGUUGGACGCAGACGUGGGUUGUAGGAGGUUCCAUUUCCCCCAGCUUUGCAGCUACUGUGUGGCCGCGUUAGCGACUCAGAACGGUCAUCCCCAGCCUCGACUGGAAGCCGAGGGGCGAAAACUCAAAAGCAAUUACUCCUCUCUGGGGAGACUUCCAGAGGAGCAAGAAUAGCGACAUGGUUCCACCUGCAGCUCUCUAGAGAUUGGUCCCUCUGUCUUCCCUUCACGGUGGUGGCCUUUUAACGUUCCUGUGUUAAGUGCCAAAAUGAGCGACCGCUAUCUAGAACAAAGGAUUAGUAUCAAAUUUUGCGUGAAAUUGAACAAGUCUGCAAGCGAGACCCACCAUCUUUUAAAAGAAGCUUAUGGGGAUGAAGUCAUGUCAAGGGCCAGAGUUUUUGACUGGCAUAAAAGGUUUAAAGAAGGGCGGGAAGAUGUUCGCGAUGAUGCCCGAAGUGGUCGUCCAGUCACCCACCGGACUGAUGAAAAUAUCCAGAAGGUCAGGGACUUGGUUUGUUCAAACAGGCAGUUAACGGUGAGAAUGAUGGCUGAAGAGUUAAAUUUAGAUAAAGAAACCGUUAGACUCAUUCUGAAAGAAAACCUGAAUAUGAGGAAAGUUUCUGCAAAAGUUAUAGCGGAUAUUUUGAGGGAUGAGCCUAAACCUCGAAAACUUGACUUUCGGUCUGAUCUUUCAAAGGAAACUGGGAGAAAUAGCUCAUAUACGAGGAAAAAGGUGACAAGUUCUGAAACAUGGAGUCAUCUCCAGUGCGAAGCUGGUGGGGAAAUGCCUCUGCCUGUAUCUCAUCCCAAAAUCCACUGCCCUACCAGCCAGCUUCUGCAGGCUUCAUCUUCAACAAGCCUUCCCACCAGGGCAGCUCAGGAUUGGUUCACGCCGUGGUGAAAGGAAUGUGCGGUGGCUGACCCUGAGCUGGAGAGCCGCCUCCCCGUUAUGCACCUUCAUUUGCUGCUCAUCUGUUUUCCGUCUUCUCUGCCACUCCUCCCUACAUGUCAUGGCCCUCCUAGGUACUCUUUGCUGGACUAUUGGGUGAUCUUCUUUGCUGUUCUCCACAACUUGGAAGAGCUUUUGGCUGUUGAGUUCUGGUA